AUCUAUGGGGCCCUCUAUGGGUCACCUAUGGCUCUGAGGUACGGCUAUGGGGCGAUCUAUGGGGCUGGGGGUCCAUCUAUGGGACGAUCUAUGGGGCUGGGGUCCGGCUAUGGGACGAUCUAUGGGGCUGGGGUCCGGCUAUGGGGCGAUCUAUGGGGCUGGGGUCCAUCUAUGGGACGAUCUAUGGGGCUGGGAUCCGGCUAUGGGGCAAUCUAUGGGGCCGAGGUCCAUCUAUGGGUCAAUCUAUGGGGCUGAGAUCCAUCUAUGGGUCAAUCUAUGGGUCAAUCUAUGGGUCAAUCUAUGGGUCCGAGGUCCAUCUAUGGGUCAAUCUAUGGGACUGAGGCCCAUCUAUGGGUCUGAGGUCCAUCUAUGGGUCAAUCUAUGGGUCCGAGGUCCAUCUAUGGGUCAAUCUAUGGGUCAAUCUAUGGGUCUGAGGUCCAUCUAUGGGUCAAUCUAUGGGUCAAUCUAUGGGUCAAUCUAUGGGUCCGAGGUCAAUCUAUGGGUCAAUCUAUGGGUCAAUCUAUGGGUCCAAGAUCCAUCUAUGGGUCCGAGGUCCAUCUAUGGGUCAAUCUAUGGGUCCGAGGUCAAUCUAUGGGUCAAUCUAUGGGUCUGAGGUCCAUCUAUGGGUCAAUCUAUGGGUCAAUCUA
Molecule: messenger RNA, 647 nt
Organism: Meleagris gallopavo (turkey)
Lineage: Eukaryota; Metazoa; Chordata; Aves; Galliformes; Phasianidae
Source: RefSeq, a predicted model, not a curated record